AAAUAAUUUGUGCUGCAACUAAAAUUAUUCUACAGCCAGCCCUUGUUGGAGUAAAGUUGAUUGUAAUUUCAUUUACAGAUUAACCAAUCAAAUUUGAUUACACAAAGUCGUGAAAAAUAAAAAAUAAAAUAGAAGCGGACUACAAAAAAAAAAAAAAACGAAAUAAAAUCAAGCCACCGAAAAAAAAAAAAAAGCUUUGUAUUCUUUUAGAUCUUUUUGAAUCUCGAAUUAAAUACAAUCAUGUCUGAUAGCAAUAGAGCCAUUCCUGAACCAGUUUAUGUUUCUGAAACCCUUUUAAAAAAAAGAAAGGCUAAUGAAAAGGGUGCCGCUAUUAAAGCAAAAGAAAGAUUAGAACUUAGAAAGACAAAGAAACAACUUAAAAAGACACAAUUUAAACGUGCUGAUGAGUUUAUUCGUAGACAUCGUUUAAUCGAAAAGCAAGGAAAACGUCUUCGUGUCUUGGCAAAGGGACAUAGAAAGGGAGCAAAUCAGAAGGGAGAUGGCAAAUUAUUAUUUGUGAUCCGUAUGAAAACAGAAAGUUCAAUUCACCCACGAAUCAGAAAAAUUUUGAGUCAAGUUGGAUUAUUAAAGAUGAAUACAGGUGUAUUUGUUGUUUGUAAUGAUGCUACUGUAAAGGAUCUCCAAAAAAUUGAACCUUAUGUUACUUAUGGUUCACCCAGUUUAAAGACAGUACGUGAUCUUAUCAUGAAAAGAGGUGCUACCAGGAUCAAUGGCGUUCGUACUCCUCUUUCUGACAAUGCCAUGAUUGAAGAAGCUCUUGGUGAAUAUGGUAUUAUUUGUUUAGAAGACAUUAUUCAUGAAAUCCUUGAACAUGGUGAACAUUUCGAAGCUGUUUCUAAAUUCUUAACUCCAUUUAAAUUGAACGACCCUGUUAAGGGCUGGCGUCAAAAGAAAUUAAAGGAAAUCAUGGACAGAGAAAAUGAAGAAGAAGAUGCAGAGGAUGAUAUCAAUAAAUUGGUCGAAACCAUGAAUUAAAAUUUAACACAGUAUAUUGAUUUAUUUUAUUUUUUAUUUUAUUUUCUUAUGUUUAUAUCUUGUAUAAAUCAUUUCUU
Messenger RNA from Cokeromyces recurvatus, 1073 nucleotides. Its product is annotated as ribosomal protein L30, ferredoxin-like fold domain-containing protein. The record is from RefSeq and is a predicted model, not a curated record. Gene Ontology annotation, biological process: maturation of LSU-rRNA from tricistronic rRNA transcript (SSU-rRNA, 5.8S rRNA, LSU-rRNA). Gene Ontology annotation, molecular function: structural constituent of ribosome; RNA binding. The coding region runs from base 241 to 996 and encodes 251 amino acids. NCBI's taxonomy places the organism in Eukaryota, Fungi, Mucoromycota, Mucoromycetes, Mucorales, Mucoraceae. The transcript has 4 exons. Gene Ontology annotation, cellular component: cytosolic large ribosomal subunit.